Molecule: messenger RNA, 10021 nt
Organism: Musca domestica (house fly)
Lineage: Eukaryota; Metazoa; Arthropoda; Insecta; Diptera; Muscidae
Product: MAP kinase-activating death domain protein
Exons: 24
Coding region: 754-7338 (2194 amino acids)
Biological process (GO): regulation of apoptotic process; regulation of Rab protein signal transduction
Cellular component (GO): cytosol
Molecular function (GO): guanyl-nucleotide exchange factor activity
Source: RefSeq, a predicted model, not a curated record
UUAGACUUUGAGGUGAUUGGACGUUUUGAGCGGAACAAGCUAAAGUAAUAGAGGAGUCUACACCAACAACGGUGGAUACAUACCUACCAGCAGAAAAGCAGCAGAUUUUUUUUAUAACAAUUGUAACAUUAAAGUAAAUUAUUUAAGAGCUAAGCUGGUGCAAACAGAUUGAUUUGUGUGUAGCCAUAAAAAAGAAGGAAAAUAUUGAAAUUUUGAUUUAAAGAAAAAAAAAAAAAAAAACGAAAGUAAAAAUAUUGUGAAAUUAAGAAAUUCUGUAUUUUUAUAUAAAAAAACCCCAAUAAGCAACAACAAAAAGCGAAAAAAUAUACAUCAAGAAACAGUGAAAGAAAGAAAAAAGAAAAAAAAAAAAACGAAAAGCAAACCAAGUGGAGCCACCACUUUUGCAAAAAUACAAUUAGGAAUUGUUCGUUUGUUCAUGGUCGCAGCUCACUUUUUGGUAGCAGAAGCUGAAUAUGUAGAUUGAAUGUUAAGAUGUAUGGAAAGGAUCAGCAUCAUGUGAACGUUUUGUCUGAUGUUUAAGUUGGGACACAAUGAACUGAAUUGGAAAGUUGUGUAAACGUCCAUACCUCACUCACACCACCACACACACACACUCAAAAAGGGGAGACAAAGUUUCUCAACUUCAACACAACCAAGCCAAGCGCAGCAGGUCCAGGAGCCGGAAGCAGAGCAACAUCAUUUGCUGUUGUUGUUCUUGCAGCACUCUCGCUGUGUUACAAAACAAAAGCAAUUAUGGCUGAACAGCAAAAACUUUCACUAUGUCCACGUUUGGUGGACUACCUGGCGAUUGUGGGAGCCCGUACUACACCGCCCAUACACAAAGGACUGCCGGGCAACAAAACACCUCCGGUGCAAAUUCCCGAACUGUUACGACGUUAUCCACCUUCGGAUCAUGCCGACUUUCCGCUACCCCUGGAUAUGGUAUACUUUUGCCAACCAGAAGGCUGCACUACGGUGGGGCCACGAAGAACAGGCUCUGCAAUUCGUGAUAUGACCUCUUUUGUAUUUGCUCUAACGGACAAGGAUUCGGGUAAGACACGCUAUGGGAUUUGUGUGAAUUUCUAUCGGCCGGUGGAUAAGCCGCAACCGAAUGCGGAUAAAGCUCAAGGACACAGUACAACAUCCACAGCACAAAGUGGACGGGGCAGACGAAGUUCGGCGUUUCGUCGCGAGUCAUGGCGCAAGAGUAUGGAACGGAGUUCUGAUUCGGCAUUCAGUAGCGACUACAGAAGUAACGUCGCACCCAGUGAUUCAGACCGUGAAAUGACAUCCCGCAGAGAUUCCGAUACGCAACAUGGCCCAUAUGGCGGUGGCGGCCAUGGUGGCCAAUACAUGCAACAACAGCAGCAGCAACAACAACAGCAGCAAGUACCCAAAUUAGGUCUAAUGGCACCCUCAGGUGAUUCCGAGUCUGGCGGCAGUCAUUCACCCUCACCGCGUGCCUCCCGCAAACGCACCAAGUUGCGUAAUCAAUCGCUGACCUCAUUGUGCAUCAUCUCCCACCAUCCGUUCUUCACGACGUUCCGUGAAUGUCUGUUCAUCCUGAAGAAGAUAAUCGACGCGUGUAAUGAAUCGUCGUCGCCCAAGCGAUUGGGUGCAUCGCAGAAACAGUACAAGGACAAUGUUUGGACAGUGUUGACCGGUUUGGCCAGCGAGUCAACAUCGUCGAUAAUGUUGCACGAUGUCAAGGAGAUUGAAACAUGGAUUUUACGAUUGUUAUCGACACCAGUUCCCAUACCGGGAUCGACAAGAGUUGAGGUUGGUGUCCUCUCUCCAACGGUCCACGAUCCACUGACAUUUGCCCUGCCCGAUCAUACACGUUUCUCCCUCGUUGAUUUCCCACUGCAUUUGCCGCUCGAGCUGUUGGGCGUGGAAACGUGUUUGAAGGUUUGGACACUGAUAAUGUUAGAGAACAAGGUGUUGUUUCAAUCGCGUGACUACAACGCGCUCUCAAUGUCGGUCAUGGCAUUUGUUACAAUGUUAUAUCCAUUGGAAUAUAUGUUCCCAGUGAUACCAUUGUUGCCGACAUGUUUGAGUUGUGCCGAACAGCUAUUGUUGGCCCCUACGCCAUUUGUCAUCGGGGUGCCGGCAACAUUUUUGGUUUACAAAAAGAAUUUCAGGUUGCCCGAUGAUAUCUGGGUUGUGGAUUUGGAUUCGACAAAAUUAACACCACCUUCAGGUGGUUAUGAUGAGAUUCCACCUCUGCCCGAGCCAGAGGGUACCAUUUUGAAAAAUCAUCUAAAGCAGGCUAUGCAACUUAUGGAUGAAGCUGGAAUUUGUGCUUUGAAUUCCAUGGCCAAUGCGACUCCGGUGAUGCCUGUGGGCCAGCACAUGAUUCCCACACCAAGGGAUAGUCUAGCCGAACCGGGGAUGUCUUUUAGCUUCUCACAAAGCCGCUUACCGGUGCAGUCGCCCUCACAGUCGGUCUAUGCCAGCCAAAGAAAUUCGAUAUCAACACAGGGGGCAAUGUCUCGUCAACCUAGUCCCAUGAAUUCGCCGGCUUUGAAUCCUUUUGUUUUUGGUACCGAUGUUGAUUCCGUGGAUGUGGCCACCAGGGUUGCCAUGGUUCGCUUUUUCAACUCCCAAAAUACGCUGGCCAAUUUUGCCGAACACACACGCACCCUGCGUCUCUAUCCCCGACCCGUUGUGGCUUUCCAAAUCAAUAGCUUUCUGCGUUCACGGCCCAGAGCCUCACAGUUCCUAAACAUGUUUGCCAAAACUCAGGCUGUGGAAUUUUUGGCCGAAUGGUCACUGACGCCGACAAAUGUGGCAUUUUUAAGGGUACAAACGGGCGUUAUGGAUCCCCAGCAGGUUGGUGACAAGCCUAAAUGGUUUGCCAACUCCCUGACACCCAUACGCUUUGCCGUCUGGGAUGACAAUAGUUCCUUGAAUGGUGCCAUCAAGGCCCUCAAACAAUUGGAGUCGGCAGCAACGGAUGAGAGUGGUUCCGAUUCGGAGGGUGCCGAUAGUUCUAGUUCCUCGUAUUCGUCGUUAAGUGAUUUUGUCUCUGAAAUGGUUUCAUCCGAUCUCUCGCCCAGUUUGCACGAUGUCUUUGGUUCGCACAAUCGCCAACACAAUGUCCCAAAAACGCUGUCAACAAACUUGGAUCCCGCCCUGGUCUAUCAUCCGCCCAGCAAAUUGCAAUAUCCGGAGGGUAUGGUCGAACAAAUGUCUUCCAAGGAGGAUGAAGAUGAUCGUCCCGAAAGUCCAAUGUCCUCGUCGUCGAGUCGUUCGGAUUUGAGCUCACCGAGUUUUAAUAGAGAUUCCGAGUUUGAUUUUCCCUCGAAAUCUUUUGAAUUGGCGGCACCGGUGGCCCAAAGGCUGGAGGCCACCAUUAAGGCGGGUAGUAUGGAACAAGAGGCGGAAAGUGGUCCAACAUUGAUGGUGAAGACGCCAGUAUCAAGGACCAGCAGUGAGAAAAGGAUACCGCCCCCCAUUACCCCCGUCAAGCAGCCCAGUGUCACAAACAUCUUGUCCCGGGCCGGCAGCUCUGGCUCCAGUUCCAGCAGCCCCGGACGACAAAGUUCUCAGGGUUCGUUAUUUGAAAACAUUGCCUCACAUGCCAAGGACUUGGUGCGUGAGACCACUCGACAAAGCAGUCAAGAGGGUAUUUUGGCCCACAUGGAUAAGACUUCUAUGGAUGAUGAUCUAGAAAUUGAUGAUAAAAUGAUUCAGACAUUCGAAAAGCUAACUCUACAUGCCAAGAAGGCAGCUGGGGAAGCCUCCAAACAGGCUCUGGAAGUAUCGAAGCAGGCGGCUGGAGUAAGCAAGAAUACCUUUGAAGAUUUGAGUUAUGUUAGCAAAUCGACAUUGGGUGAUUUGACCAAGACCGCCAAGGAGGCGGCCAGCAAAAAGGGUCUAAUAAAAAUCGAUGAAAAAACUGGAGCUCCAAUGAAUACACAAUCCCAGGGUCAAGUGGUGACACAGAAACAAAUGACCAACUCGCCAAGUAGUGGCAGUAAUUUCUUUUCCAAUAUUGGUACGGAUUUCAAUGGAUUGGCCUCCUCGACCAGUACCAUGUUUUCGGGGAUGUUUGGGGGAAAGAAAAAUCAACAAAAACCCCAACAACAGCAGCAACAACAACAGUAUCAUCCCCAAACCAUGGGUCCUAAGUCAAAAAGUGGCCUCGGGUUUGAUCCCUUCCCAGGGCGCAAAGGUUUGGUGGAGCGCACUCCCUUGAUAAAACAUUCUGGCCCCCACAAGACCCAAGAGGAAAUAACACGCCAACAAAAUCAAGAACGCUCACAUAGCAAUGCCGAAAAUCAGGCCUUCCUCAAGGAUAUGACAACCCAGGUACUGGCCGGUGAGGGUAUUGGUUGGUUGAAAAUGAAUCGUUUCAAGAAACUAAUGGAAGAUGAGUCCUAUCGAACAUUCGUCCUGAGUAAGCUCAACAAGACCUUGGAUAAGAAAAUUGCUCCCGAUGAUCACAUAGAUGAUAUGUGCAUCUCGAAACCCGUCUGGAAGGGCAUGCUGAAAUGCCUACAGGCCGUCACCUCUGGCCUUGAGGUGACCUUUGCCAAUUUCGGUCUGGGUGGCAUGGCUUCCGUUUUUCAAAUGAUGGAAAUUGCCCACACCCACUACUGGACGAAAGAGCUGAACGAUGCCAGCGACAUGUCAUCGAGUUUACUCUCCAGCCAUGCCACCAGUCCAAUGGGCAGCCGUGAAAAUCUCCGUUCUCCCUCAAGUCCCAAUGGCUCCCACUCCGGCUUGGGCAGUGAAUGGGCUUCACCUCAGGAAUCACGUAAAAGUUCCACCCACACGGAUCGUUCAGGGCCGACCAUUCAUGGCGGUAACAUGGGACACAAUCGAAGACUUUCGACAGCCGAUAGUCAAGAUGGCCAGUCGACAACGGAAAUGUUCAAGGAUAUGUUGGCCCAAAAGCGUUCAGCUUUGUUGAGUAAACUGACCUCAUUUGAUUCGGAUGCGGCUGGUUCGACGGGUGCCCUUUCAGUUGUCAGUGACCUCUUGCCUGUGGGUAGUUUGAAUGUUCGCAUGCCAUCCAGUUGUCGUUCAACUGUUUCAGAUACUGAAUACGAAAAUACAACAACUUCGAAGGAUUCGAAACGUAGUUCGGGCAAUAUGUGGACAGGCAAAUCGACGCUCAGUGCGGGUUUCCGUUACACGGGUGGUCAUUUGAUUAAUACCUCUUCAUCGCCAUCACCCGACAGUCCGCGAGUGUAUUUGUUUGAAGGACUACUGGGUAAGGAUCGUUCAAAUCUAUGGAAUCAAAUGCAGUUUUGGGAAGAUGCAUUUUUGGAUGCGGUCAGCCAAGAGCGUGAUAUGAUUGGAAUGGAUCAGGGUCCCAUUGAAAUGAUGGAGCGCUAUAAGGCCCUUAGCGAUUCGGAACGCAAACGUUUGGAACACGAUGAAGAUCGUCUGUUGUCAACGAUGCUCUAUAAUCUGACAGCAAUAUUGGUUAUGUUGAAUGUGAACAAGGAAGAGAUUCGCCGAAAAAUUCGUAGACUAUUGGGUAAAUCCCAUAUUGGCUUGGUCUAUGCUCAGGAAGUCCAUAAUGUUGUGGAUCAAAUUAAUAAUUUGAAUGGCAAUGACAUCGAUUUAAAACCUCUGGGAUCGAGAUUAUUACAUCGACAAAGUUUCACCGUACAUCAGGGUGUGGAUGCCUCGGGUCCUUUACGUUUCAUGGAAGUGCGAGACGAUGGUCUGGUUUUGAGAUCCGUAGAUGGUACCAUUGUGGAACGAUGGUGGUAUGAACGUUUGGUGAAUAUGACCUAUUCGCCAAAGACAAAACUCCUAUGUUUGUGGAGACGUAACGGGGGUCAGACACAGCUGCACAAAUACUAUACACGAAAGUGCAAAGAACUGUACAACUGCAUCAAAGAAGCCAUGGAACGCGGUGGUACACCCACCAAUGUUCCCGAGCUGGGCGGCGAAUUUCCCGUCCAGGAUAUGAAUACGGGCGAGGGUGGCCUGUUACAAGUGUGCCUUGAAGGUGUUGGUUUGUUAUUUGCCAACAGCAAGUUUUUCGUUCGCUUGGAUCACAUACGAAAGUGUUUCACACAAAAGGGUGGCAUCUUCGUAUUGGAGGAAUAUAAUCCUAAAACACGCCAGCUAAUACAACGAAAAUAUAAAUCGAACAUGGCCGAUCAAAUUUGCUAUUCGGUCUUGUGUGUCUUCUCCUAUGUGGCGGCUGGACAAGAUCAAAACCAAAAGAAGAAUCCGGUUGUUAUAACACCCCAGAUACAGGAUAUUCAUGCCCAGCAAAAACAGCAACAACAACAUCAGCAGCAACAUCAACAACAUAUAUCAUCUACAACUACGACAUCUGGUGGCCAUGGUUCCACUGCCACACUGACAAGUUCCAAUAAAACAGCACAUUUGCCUUCACAGCAACAGAACAGCAAUCGACAACAGACCAUAACCAUACGUCACACGCAACCCAUGCAGAAACCAAGCAUUACAACAUCCACGGUUCAGCCUCAGUCACGUUUGGUUCAUACCAAUGCCAAGACUCAUACCACAGCUACAACCACAAUUUCUGCGACAAGUGGCAAGGGUACCAUACAACAGCAGCAGCAGCAGCCACAACACUACCAACAACAACAACACUCACAGCAGUCACAACACUACCAACAACAACAACACCCAAUCUCCACAACUACAUCGCACAAACAAUUACAAAAAUCCACAUCGGAAAAAGUUUCCUCCCAACCCAAGGCCCAUCCUCCGCUUGGGGCCCGCAAAAGCAGCAGUGUUUCAGCCACCACCGGGCCAUUACCUCAACUACCACCUCGCAUACCAUCACAGACUUCAACGGAAAGUGUGGUGGCCACCUCGCCCACCCCCUCUACUGGCUCAUCGGGACGAAGCUCACGUGGUCCACCACCAGGACCACCGCCUGCCAUACCACCACGGACCGGUGCCAUAGCACGCAGUGGCUCGGUACAACACUCCACCAUGACCGCCCAGGGUGUGCGUCCUUUUGUACGGCAAAUUUCCACCAACUCCACACCACCCCAAUACACGCCCCAACCACCUCCGGCCUUUGUCAUACCCAAGAGGCACACCACCAUGCAGCGGGCCUCAUCCAUGGCCACACCAAAUCCAACGAUUAUCAACACUGCCGCUUUGUUUACCACGUGCAUGACUGCUGCGACGCACUCAUCGGCAGCCAAUACCUCUGCAGCACCAUCCACAACCAGCACCACACCCUCACCCUCCUCGCUUCCCUCACCCCAUAACUUGCAGAAACGUCCCUCGUAUGGCAGUGUCAGUUUGGGCUCCUCCCUUUCCACAUCGCCCAGCUCCAACAACGGUGGUAGCAGCUCCACUUCACCCCAGGCCCACCGCAAACACUGACGAAGGAGUUCCUUUUUCAAAAUUGUUGGCAUAGGUGGCGGGAAGGACAGUUGGAAAGAUAGCGGGAAGGAAAGUGGCAGCAAGGACAGCAGUCACAAGGAUUCGAGCCAUCCAGCCGCCAGUGGUAUAGGUGGGGGCGGUGGUGGUCGUUCCGGUGAUGAGCCGCAUUCUCGAGAAGCUUGUCGUUCCAUGUGCCUACCUUGGCUCUAGAUGUAGUAAAACUAGUAGAAAUAUUCAAACUCAAGAAACCUAAAAAUCUUUGAAAAAAUACAAACUUAUAAACCUACAAAUCUAAGCGAAAAACAUAACUACAGUUCAAAAUGGUAAUAAGGGUAUUCACGAAGGGAGGAUUGUAAUUAAGCAAUUGUUGAGGGGUGCUAAAAUGUUACAGAACUUAAUUUUUGAAUAUUAAAAAAUUAACUAUGUUUGUUCCUUAAAAAAAAGGACUGUAUAAACAAACUGAUAUGAAGUAUAUGUACCAUUACGUUGGGCGCCACUUACUCCGAACGUAGAAAUAACGUUGCUGUUCCAUAACAUGUAUUUCACUCUCCCUAUUCGAAAUGAUCGUGUCUACUGACUACGGUUGCGAUGAUAUUGUCAAACAACAAAUGUUGGGUGGCACUUAAUACAAUUGUGUGUAAAUUCGAUUCUUAUUAAAUUGUCCCUUCUCUCUGCUUCCUCCUUUUGGCAAGGCCUUUCAACCUUUAAAAGUCCACAUUGGGCGACACUUACUACGUGAACAUUUUGCGCUGUAGAUCCGAUUUUUAUUGCCGAGAAAAAAAAUCAAAUAAAUCUCCUUUAAUUAGACGAUUUUAUCUUGAAAAGAACUAACUGAUAUGAAGUAUAUGUAGCACAUCAUUGGGCGCCACUUAUUAUAAACGUGAUUUGUUUCAUAGCAAUUGAAUAUGAUUUUUGUUAAGAACAAUUUUUUAAUCAAUUUUCCUUUAAUCAGCUGAUGUUAUCUUAAAAAGGACAAAUUUGUGGGAUGUAUAUGUACUAUCACCUUGGGUGCCACGUACCACAAACCUGAAGAAUAUUGCAUAUAUCAAUUGAUAUUUAUUAUUUUCUUCCUCCCAUCAUUAUAACUCUCUUUGUUUUGGCCCGGACCUCCACAUUGGGCGCCACUUACCACAAACGUGAAAAUAUUGCGUGACCCCAAAUGAUUGCAAUUCUGCUUUUAUUGUCAAAGAACAAAUUUCCAAUAAAUUAUCCAUUAAUUAAGUCAUGUUAUCUUAUAGAGAUCAGUCUUAUUCUCAUUCUCUUUUCAUCCCUCUCUCUCCCCUUUUUUCGACAUUGAAGCUUUUAAAUCCCACGUUAGGCACCACUUAGUACAAACUUUAAAUUGUCCCAUAAAACGAUUUUAUAGCCAAAGCACCAAUAAAUCUUCCAUAUAACAAGUGAAGUUAUUUUAUUUCAAGUAUAUGUAGCACCAAGUUGGGGGCCACUUAGUAAAAUUAUCGUAUUUUAUCAAAUAACUGUAAUUCUGCAUUUAUCGUGCUUGAAGAAUGGGUAAUGAAAAAAAUUUGUAAUAAAGAAAAACAUGACAAACAACGUAAAAAGUACAGCAAAUCAAAGUUAUCCUUACAGGGAGACUAUUCAAAAAGUGGACCGAUAUGAUCCAUUUUCUGUACCAAUGAUUCUGGUUAUAAUUCCAACAUCUCUAUGAAAUUUCAAAGCUCUAUCCAACAUAUUGGGCCUUUAUAACAUUUGGCCUAUGAACUGAAAACUCCUUUGAGGUUUUAAUCUAAAAAUGAGUGCUGUAAGACUGGAAGAAAGUGGUACAUUUUAAAAAUUAAAUAAGGUAUUUUAUUAGCAAAAAUAUUGGGAAGUACUGUUAUAUGGGGGCUAAACAAAAGCGUGGACCUAUACAUACAAUGUUUCGACACAGGAACUAAGACCCAUUAUGACCUUAAAAUACCAAUUUUUAGACAAAUCCGUGAAAAAAUUUGGAAAAAACAUUAAAAUAUGGAAUAUCGGGAGGUACCGUUAUAUGGGGGCUAUACCAAAGCGUUAACCUAUACAUACAAUGUUUCGCCACACGAACUAGGACCCAUUAUGACCUACAAAUAUCAAUUUUCAGACAAAUCCAUGAAAAAAUGUGGCAAAAAUCAUCAAAAUUCCGAAUACCGGGAUGUACCGUUAUAUGGGGACUAUACCAAAACGUGGACCGAUAUAUCUCAUUUUCGAUACCAACCAUCGUAGAUACAAUAUAAAUUUUUCUGCUAAAUUUUGACCCUCUACGUCAAAUAACAGACAGACAGACGGAAAGACAUACAGAGGGACAUCUUUUCUACCAAAAUAUUCUUCAUAUUUUUGUCUACAAUAAAUACACAAAAUAAUCCGAAAAUUUUAAAAACUGUGGAAGAGCAGAAAAUUCUGCCCUCUAUUUACAUUAGUUUGCGAUGUAAACUUUCACUGAAACGUCUAUACACAUGUCUCCUUGUUUGAGCUCUAUGAAAAGUGUAAGAAAUGACAACUUCAGUUAAUGGAAGAUUUUCGAGUAGCCACCAUAUAAAUUAACAAUUCUCAAAUAAUUGUUCUUUUCCCACCUUUCCUAAAAACUGGUAUUAAAACUUUACACAAAAUAGCACCCUUAACAAUUGGUUAAUAAUAUAUUCUCCCCUACGCAAAACUAAAGUAUUCAUAUCUAACUAAAAUGAAAUGCUUUAACUCUAUGAACAAA